AUGCCCCGCGGGAACAACCUCGCCAAGUCGCCGCUCGACCGCAUGUACCUGCUCCAGCUGCAGAUCCGGGACCUCAUCGAUCUGCGCAACUUUCGAGGCUUCUACAGCUUCUUUGGCUUUGGCGACGUCGAGCCCUUCAACGUGCCGCGCGACCGCUGCGAGCUCUCGUGCCGAACACAGUCGAACCUUAUGUAUUACUCGUCCAACUACUUUAUGAUCACGAUGCUCCUCGGCUUCGAACAUGCGCUCAUGAACCCCAUGUUUAUGAUCAUCCUGACGCUAAUUGCGGCCGGAUGGGCGUACUGCAACUACCUCACGGCCAACGAGACGUCGGGCAACCCCGUGAUCAUCCUUGGGGGGCCCACGACCCCGAGCCAGCGCGAUACGUGCAUGAUGCUCGCUUCAGUCAUCCUCGUCAUCAUCUUCGGUGGCCCGCUGCUCUUGUACAUUGUGAUUGUGAGUCUCUUCUUGAUCAUGCUGCAUGCGAUCAUGCGCAACCAAGCUCUGGCGACAUACGAGGAGCUCGAAGACAGAUACCAUGAGCUCUCAUCGUCCUAUGAAGAUGACUCGCACGGCCAUGGCCACCUUAUCACGCGCGACGACGAACACCACAUUUAG
Messenger RNA from Saprolegnia parasitica CBS 223.65, 618 nucleotides. RefSeq lists its product as hypothetical. NCBI's taxonomy places the organism in Eukaryota, Oomycota, Saprolegniomycetes, Saprolegniales, Saprolegniaceae. The record is from RefSeq and is a predicted model, not a curated record. Gene Ontology annotation, cellular component: Golgi apparatus. The transcript has 5 exons. Bases 1 to 618 code for a protein of 205 amino acids.